AUGCCGUUGGCUCGCUCGCUUUUGAGGCAACAGCCUCUGCCUGACUCUGCUUGCUCCCUGGGUCCCAUCUGGGGCCCAGGGAAAGGGAAGCGAGGCAAACGCAAGUCUCACGGGAAGAAACAGAAGAAGCCGGAAGUGGACAUUCUUAGCCCAGUGGCCAUGUUGAACCUGCAGUACAUCGCCCACAACGCUGCCCACUGCCUGUACCUGCGGGGCUUCCGCUGGCCAGGAGCCCCCAAGUCAAAGAAGGGGACCAAGACCUAA
Messenger RNA from Suncus etruscus (white-toothed pygmy shrew), 264 nucleotides. RefSeq names its product small lysine rich protein 1 (gene SMKR1). The transcript has 3 exons. The coding region runs from base 1 to 264 and encodes 87 amino acids. Lineage: Eukaryota; Metazoa; Chordata; Mammalia; Eulipotyphla; Soricidae. The record is from RefSeq and is a predicted model, not a curated record.